Molecule: messenger RNA, 1920 nt
Organism: Penicillium manginii
Lineage: Eukaryota; Fungi; Ascomycota; Eurotiomycetes; Eurotiales; Aspergillaceae
Product: kinesin light chain
Exons: 3
Coding region: 1-1920 (639 amino acids)
Biological process (GO): nucleoside metabolic process
Molecular function (GO): ADP binding; catalytic activity
Source: RefSeq, a predicted model, not a curated record
AUGCGACCGAGAAGCCGCGACGACUUUGCGAUCGCAAUUAUCUGCGCUCUCCCUCUCGAGGCGGAAGCGGUCGAAGCCCUGUUUGAUGAAACCUAUGAUCGGCUUGGAAAAUACUACAGCAAAAAGCGAGGCGACGCGAACGCAUACGUGAAUGGACGGAUUGGCAAGCACGAUGUGGCCCUGUGCUAUAUGCCUGGAAUGGGCAAGGGAAACGCAGCAGGUGUUGCAUCCAGCUUGCUAGUCAGCUACCCGGGCGUCAGGCUUGCUCUAGUCGUUGGGAUCUGCGGAGGUGCCCCACCACCACCAGAGUAUCAAGAGAUAUUCCUUGGUGAUGUGAUCAUCAGUGACUCGGUGAUCGAAUUUGACUUCGGCAGACGAUACCCUGGUGGUCUUCAACAGAAGACUGGGGUCAAGGACACGCUUGGCAGGCCAGGUCGAGAGAUUCGGGCUCUUCUAAAUGGCCUUCGUGCGGAAAAUGCUCGCAGUGAACUUCAGAACCAGGCGCAGCACCAUCUUCACUCCCUUCAACAAACAAGAACUAAGUGGUGUCAUCCGGGAGUCAAUGACAUUCUUUUCAAUGCCCGCUAUCUUCAUAAGCAUUAUAGUGAUGCUUCUCCUGCUGGGUGCGCCUGUUUUGGAAGUGACUCACCUGAUCAAAUCUGCGAGGAGGCAUUAGGUAAGGACUGCAACAACCUCAAUUGCGACAAAGCUCAACGAAUCCGAUGUCGCAAGGCCUCAGAAACCAUCCCGGUCUCCAUCCAUAUCGGACCAGUUGCAUCUGCUGACACGGUCAUGAAGUCUGGACAGCAUCGGGAUGAGAUUGCCAGCAAAGAGAUGGUCCUUGGGAUUGAGAUGGAGGGGGCAGGGGUCUGGGAUAAUGGCCCGUGUAUUAUUAUCAAGGACGCAAGCAGACAUCCCCACGUGAUGAUCCCAUUUGCGAGAAAUCCACAUUUCGUGGGCCGCCAGGAGGAAAUCCAGAAGAUAGAGGAUUCGAUCACUGUGCCAGAUGGACCGAGAAAGCUUGCCAUCACCGGACUGGGCGGUGUGGGUAAGACUCAAAUCGCGCUCGAGGUAGCGUACCGCAUGAGAGACAGACACCCUGAAUGUUCGAUCUUCUGGAUCCCGUGUACCAGCUACGAGGCUAUUGAACAGGGUUUCAUGACCAUUGCGCAGAUAUUAGGGCUCCAAGAAGUGGAGCCGGCAGAGGUGAAGGAGUGUCUCAGGACUUACUUCAACCAGUCCAACAAAAAGUGGAUCCUGGUCUUCGACAACGCAGAUGAAAUGGACAUCUGGACUCGGGGAAGCCCCACAGCACCACCACUCAAGAAUAUGAUCCCUCGAAAUGAAAAUGGUCGUGUAAUCUUCACCUCCCGCAACUGUCAGCUUGCAUUGAAACUAGCAGCAGUAAACGUGGUGUCUGUUCCCGAUGUGGAUCAGAAAACUGGCAAGGAGAUAUUGAGGAAAUUACUAAUGCGGAAGGAUUUACUAGAAGAUGAUUAUGUGACAAAUGCGCUCCUUGAGAAGCUUUCUUAUCUCCCUUUGGCAAUCAGCCAAGCCGCGGCUUAUAUCAAUCAAAAUUAUAUCUCCUUGGCAACAUAUAUGUCACUACUGGGUGAACAAGGGGCAAGCAUAGAACUGCUGAGCGAGGAGUUUGAAGAUGAUGGACGAUACACAGCGACCCAGAAUCCAGUGGCCACGACCUGGCUAAUCUCCUUUGCGCAGAUCAAGCAACUGGAUGAAAUCGCCAGCGACUAUUUGUCAUUCAUGGCCUGCAUUAGUCCACGGGAGAUACCAGAUACCAUUCUUCCACCCACAGUGUCAGCGAAGAGAAAAGUGGAAGCAUUGGGUCUUCUCAAAGCAUACUCCUUUGUCAGCGCACAGGUUGAUGAUAGCAUUUUAAGACAUUUGCGAGAUGGGUAG